Molecule: messenger RNA, 1417 nt
Organism: Cucumis sativus (cucumber)
Lineage: Eukaryota; Viridiplantae; Streptophyta; Magnoliopsida; Cucurbitales; Cucurbitaceae
Product: calcineurin B-like protein 10
Exons: 9
Coding region: 333-1070 (245 amino acids)
Biological process (GO): calcium-mediated signaling
Molecular function (GO): kinase binding; calcium ion binding
Source: RefSeq, a predicted model, not a curated record
GCAUUUUUCCCAAACAAAACGAAUACGUACUAGGUUACCUAGUUUUUCCGGUGGGUCAUUUAAUAGAAUUAUCUGUCGCAUUCAUUUUGGCAUCGCAUCUAAUCUACGACGACGAACCCACGAGUCUGGAUGAUGAGAAUCGUCCUUACCGCUUUAACAUAGAAGUGGAACAUCCGUGUCCUGAUUGAGCCCCUUACCUAUAAUGACAAGUAGUUUGAGAGUGAUGGGAAAAGUUACGCUUCGAUCUCUGUUUUCAGAAGCCGGACAUGGAGGGAGAAGAUGAUGGUGGCCAUGCUUUUGUAAAUUGUUUUGAAGAUUGAGAACGGACUGUUAUGGAUUUAUCGAGCUCGAGUUUUUUCACGGUGAGUGAACGGAUCUGUGCCGCAUUUAUACCACUAAUUGCGGUUGUAGAGGCUUUGAUUCUGGCGAUGACUAGGUGCUUCGAUUGUUCUACUGAGAGUCAGAAGGGUCUCCGUCGCUACGAUGAUCUUUCCCUACUGGCUAGUGAAACUAGAUUUUCUAUAAAUGAAGUGGAAGCGUUGCAUGAGCUUUUCAAGAAGUUGAGUAGUUCGAUUAUUGACGAUGGAUUGAUUCACAAGGAGGAGCUUCAGUUGGCACUUCUUAAAAGUCCAUAUGGCGAGAACCUCUUUCUGGACCGGGUUUUUGAUCUUUUUGAUGAAAAGAGAAAUGGAGUGAUUGAGUUUGAUGAAUUUGUUCAUGCUCUUAGCAUCUUCCAUCCCCAUGCACCUAUGGAGGAGAAACGUGAUUUUGUGUUUAAGCUGUAUGAUUUGAGGCAAACUGGGUUCAUCGAACGUGAAGAAGUUAAGCAAAUGGUUAUUGCAAUCUUAAUGGAAUCUGACAUGAGGUUACCGGAUGAACUUCUCGAAGCGAUUCUCGACAAGACAUUUGCUGAUGCUGAUACCGAUAAGGAUGGAAGAAUCAGCAAGGAAGAAUGGAAGGUUUUUGUGAAUAAACAUCCAUCUCUCUUGAAAAAUAUGACUCUUCCUUAUUUAAAAGACAUAACGACAGUAUUUCCUAGUUUCGUUUUCAACACUGAGGUUGAAGAUUAGAAAUUUCAUCACCUUGAUGUCGAGGGAGCCACUUUUGCAAUGUUGAAUGGAAAUCGGUUGAAUUAGCUUUAUGAGAAGCUACAAAAUGUGGCUGGCCAAUGUCGAUUAUAAAUGAGGAAGCAUGCAUUCUUCGAGGAUCCAAACUAUUGGAAGACUGCAUUGUAAUUUGUACAGUAGUUAGUCACAUUUUCCUGGCUUUGUGUAUUUGUUCUAGCCAGCACUCUACCACUUUUAUUCUUUUUUGUAUGGGUGGGUUAAUUUUCUAGAACAGGAACAUGAAGCUGAAAUUACUUAUCAAUGUAUUGAAUCUGCACUUUCAAUAUAUUUCUGACUUCAACUUUGUCUUC